Aureobasidium pullulans EXF-150 is the source of this 1920-nucleotide messenger RNA. RefSeq lists its product as uncharacterized. The record is from RefSeq and is a predicted model, not a curated record. Lineage: Eukaryota; Fungi; Ascomycota; Dothideomycetes; Dothideales; Saccotheciaceae. The transcript has a single exon. The coding region runs from base 82 to 1866 and encodes 594 amino acids.
UCUCAAGACUCAAUUUUGAUUGAACCUCAACAACAACCGGCCAGUCCUUCUUCGGUCAACUCUUUCUAUUUUGAUGAUGGUAUGCUUGACCAACUUGACGAUGUCCAAGAAGAGGAGGAACAUGACGAAACCUUUGACGAAGGCAAGUUCGACGAUCCAUCAUAUCUGAAGAGGCCCAAUCAACCAGCUCACCUUCACGAAUCUCCCGCCACCUCGUCAAACCGUGCUUCUCCAGGAGCUCCUGUUCACAAUGUUAAUGGUUAUCCAUUCCUCAUUCAAAACCCCGGAACCGGUCAUUUUUCUGCUGAUUCGCCUUUUUCUGAAGGCUCUUCUCAACCCGGUGAUCACCAACUUGAUUCACAAGAGGACGCAGCACGACACGACUCUCAACAAGGGCCACCUGGGUGUCAGAACCUUGCUGCAUAUCACAAUGCUUUAGCAGAGGCGGCACACCGGGCUGCUGCUGAUGGCAAAUUUACGAGACAAAACAGCAUCGCUGCCUCUGACUCUGUCUAUUCUGAAGAUCACGAUGAGCAGGUCGAGAAUAACGAUUCUCGUCAAAUGCAAUAUCCACAACAGAUGUCUAUGCCCAUGCCCGCACCCAUGCAGAUGCAAAUGCCGAUGCAAAUACCUCCUCAAUCCCAGAUGUCUCUUCAGUCGCAAAUGCAGAUGCAGCAACAGUUACAGCAACAAUUUCAAUUGCAACAACAGAUGCAAAUGCAGAUGCAAAUGCAAAUGCAGCCUCAGAUGCGUCAGAGCUACAUGUCGGGCUCAAGUCAUGUUUCUCGUGGCUCCUAUUCAGCCUUCGACUUUGGCUUCAGCGAUGGUGCAACCAUCGAGGACACUUUCUCGUCUCCAGAAUUUCCAAAUGACGAUUUUGCUUUCGACGACUCUGAUCUGAUCUCCGCUGCAAACUCGGAAGCACUUGCCAAUGAUGACGAGGGCUUUUAUAGCCAGGAAUUUGGAUUUUAUGCUAGAGCACGUCCAGGAGGCGAUCCUGACACUGUUGAAGCCAUCAAUGGUGGCUACUUCGGUGCACCCGGCAUCGAGAUAGUACGACAAAAGAGUGUCAAAGAGCCAAAUCUGACUCCCAUUACCGAACGCAGUGAGUUCAGUACACGAAACUCAUAUAUUGGUCCCUUCAGCCCUCUUGCCGCCGCUCUCCCUUCGCCCGGCUUCCCGCCCUCUCACAUGGCAGCAGCACGCAUGAGUCCUCUUGCCUGGCAACAUCUACAAGAAGAUGAAAUGACCUUGGCCGAUCUUCGAAGACUCAAGCAAGGCGCAUUCGGUAGCAGCAGCAACAGUGUCAAUUCGCAAUCCUCGUCCUUUGGCAUUCCAGCGCCCUACAGUCCCACUACUGCUGCACAAAAUAUGCCUGGUGGCUAUUUUAUGCCACGCGCUGGCUACGGCGGUGUUCCCAUGGCAUGGCAGCGUAGUAGUGACAGCAACUCGAACUACAACCCCUCCAAUCAUUCCUCCAGUCCGGCGCCCACCUCUCCUGUCCAUGUGUCCAUUCCCACCGGCAUGAACUACAGUCAGACCCCACACUCGCCUUUACAACCACCGCAUGCCUUCUUUGUCCCAGACAAUGUUUCAACUCCCAAGAAGAGUUCUCCGACUCUACACGAAUUGCCAGGAACACCAGUUACAGCAAAAAAGCCUUCAGCAAAGGACGUGGCCGCUGCCUCUGAACGACAGCCAUAUCAAGCACAUUCGAGAUCUGGUAGUGGUGCAGACAACAUCACUUAUGUUCGUGAAGAAGACUCUACAGGUGGCAAGCGUUGGGUUCUUGAAAGACGACGUACAAGCGAAGCAGGUCUACUCGAGCUUAUUGGUAGAGAGGUCGUCGAGGGUGGCCGCAUUUGAUCCAGGUCUUGAUAUUUCACUUCUCUUCCUGCCACAUUGAUGGCAUAUGGUGGC